Molecule: messenger RNA, 1845 nt
Organism: Teleopsis dalmanni
Lineage: Eukaryota; Metazoa; Arthropoda; Insecta; Diptera; Diopsidae
Product: augmin complex subunit dgt5-like
Source: RefSeq, a predicted model, not a curated record
UAAGAUUGUGUAGAAUUUGAUUACUACGUUCUUGAAAUUCUUUUAUCGUUAAUAUGUCGCAAGAGGAAUUUCUAGAAGAUUUUAAAUCGUGGGCAGUAAAGUUGGGCUGUGAUAAAGAAGCGAUGCCAAGUGAAGAUGCUUUAAAAGCUGUUUUUAAGUCCCCUCAAAAGGAACUUUUUAAAAAUUUAAUGAUGAGAGUCUUACCCCGUGGCGAGGUAGAAGCUUUUCGUGAAAAUCUACUGAUAAAUAAAAUUGAAAAAUUGAACAAUGAAGAGGUGGUACCGCUGGCUUAUAGCAAAAGUUUUCUACCCAAGGAAAUGCAAAAAUUCCAUAGAUUAUCUGUUUUAAAUGUUAAAAAAGUCAAUUUACUGAAACGUCUAGAUGAACACAGAAAGGAAUAUGAAAUUUUAGCUGCUUCAAUUAAAAUUAAAAACAUUAAAAGUAUUAAUUUUGAGCACAACAAACGCUUAUUGCAGUCUCGAGUAGCUGUGUUUGAGUUCAAAAGUGAGUCCUUAGAUAAACAACUGGCAGAAGAAAAGGAGAAUGAAAAGCGCAUUCAAUCAACUGUUCCAGUAAAAUUGACUACACAAUCUUAUAUGGAUAAGAAAGCAAUGGAAUCGGUACUCAAGACGCUUAGAACGUUGGAAAAUUUUUAUAAAAUUACUGGAACUGAUAAUAUGAGUGCUGAAAGCACAGAAAGUCUCUGGAAAGAAAUUCGUAUCAACUUGUCUGAUAUACCAAACGCUUCAAUAUUUAAGGCUGUUAUGUAUCUUAAAGAUAAACAACUACAAAAUAUUAAAGCUAUGAAUAAACAUAUUUCAAAUAAAUCUCUCGGCUUCUUAUAUAGCCCGUCAACAAAAAAAGAGUCUUUUUCUUCGUAUAAAAUAAAAUUAGCAAAAGCGAAGGCAAGUCUCUUAGGCGUGGUAUCGAAAUAUAUUAAAGCACGAAAGGUACGCACACAGCUUGAGGAAUAUUUCGUCAAAAUUUAUAUAGAAUUUGUGGACAAGUUGCAACAUAAGUUGAAUUUGAAUACCAGCAAAAGCGAUGAGGUUGUGGAGGACAUAAUGUCGAAUUAUCUUCUUCAAUUAACCUCAAUAAACUUUUCAAACAGCGAAAAUGAAUAUCUAGAAAAACAAAUAGAACAUUUAAGGACGGAUAUCGAAAAUACUAAUAUGCAAAUACAAAAUCAUGAGGUUCUUCUUGGCUUUAUAAGGAAAGUUUAUUGCGAUAUAAAUGCAUCAGUCAAUCGCUUACAGUUUGAAAUGAUACAGCUAAGUCUAAUUAAAAGUAAGAUAGUUUAUUCUAAGAAUGUAUUGCAACAAAUGUUGAAUCAGAUGAAAUCCUCCGCUAGCACUACGAGUAGAUGGUCCAUGGAUUUGCGUAAUUCAUUUUUGCAACCACAAAAGAAAAUCAAUGAUAUCACAUUCAGUGCUGAAAGUUUUGCGAUGGGAACUGAAAACGUACUCUGCAGUACCAAAUUUGAUUUUGAUAAUACAGUGAGCUCCCUUAGCAGUAACACUCUUCUUCAGAGUUUCUGUUCUGGGGACACAACUAUCAUAAGUACUGGUACAAAUAAUAAUUUACCAGCAUAUCUGUUAGAAUUAAAUAUUUUUGCUGAGACUCCAAUUGAACAUUUUAGCCGCAUGUUCCAACAAUGUGCAUUUCACCUCUCUCCAAAUCCAAUUGUCACUGCGGCUCAAGAGCUAUCCCCAGCAGUACAAUUCACACCAGGUGCUUUAUUAACAACUUACGGAGCCUUGAAUGAAAUAAUUUCACGCAUCAAGCUAGCUAAGCACUUUGCCAGAUCUUCUGGUGUUGCCAAAUUUAAAUUGGAUUUGAUACAUA